AUGGCCACCACCAACGAUUUCCCCGCAAGCGACGUCAACGCCUACGACUAUGUGAUUGUCGGAGGUGGUACUGCAGGCUGCGUUAUCGCGAGCCGCUUAGCCCAGUACUUGCCUAACAAGCGCAUCCUGCUAAUUGAGGCUGGCCCUAGCGACUAUAUGGACGACCGUGUCCUUAACCUGAAGGAGUGGCUCAAUCUGCUGGGGGGCGAGCUGGACUACGACUACCCGACUGUUGAGCAACCAAUGGGUAACAGCCAUAUCCGCCACUCUCGCGCAAAGGUUCUGGGAGGUUGCUCGAGCCACAACACUUUGAUCUCGUUCCGUCCCUUUGAGUAUGACUGCAAGCGAUGGGAAAGCCAGGGAUGCACAGGGUGGUCAUUUGAGACUUUCACUCGCGUGCUUGAUGGCCUGCGCAACACCGUUCAGCCUGUCCACGACCGACACCGUAACCAGCUGUGCAAGGACUGGAUCCAAGCCUGUUCGACGGCAAUGAACAUUCCCAUCAUCCCCGACUUUAACAAGGAAAUACGUUCCAAGGGUCAAUUGACAGAAGGCGUUGGCUUCUUCUCAGUUUCGUAUAACCCCGACGAUGGCCGCCGUAGCAGCGCCAGUGUCGCCUAUAUUCACCCUAUCCUUCACGGCGAGGAGAAGCGUCCCAAUCUAACCAUGCUCACCAACGCCUGGGUGUCUCGUGUCAAUGUGAAUGGCGACACCGUCACUGGGGUUGAUAUUACCCUGCAGUCAGGUGCGAAGCACACUCUCCAACCUAAGAAGGAGACCGUCAUCUGCGCUGGUGCCGUGGAUACACCUAAGCUUCUUCUCCACUCCGGCCUAGGGCCCAAGCAGCAGCUGGCCUCUCUUGGAAUCCCGGUUGUGAAGGACAUUCCCGGUGUGGGCGAGAACUUGAUCGACCACCCGGAGAGUAUUAUCGUGUGGGAGCUCAGCCAACCAGUUCCUCCCAACCAGACGACCAUGGACUCGGACGCAGGCAUUUUCCUGCGGCGCGAGGCACCCAACGCUGCUGGUUCUGACGGACGCGCUGCCGACGUUAUGAUGCACUGUUACCAGAUCCCAUUUUGUCUCAACACGUCGCGUCUAGGAUAUGACACUCCCGUUGAUGCUUUCUGCAUGACUCCCAAUAUCCCCCGCCCUCGCUCACGUGGCCGUCUCUAUCUGACCUCAUCUGACCCCAACGUCAAGCCAGCCUUGGACUUCCGUUACUUCACCGACCCCGAAGGCUACGAUGCCGCUACUAUUGUCACGGGCCUUAAGGCCGCGCGUGAGAUUUCUAAGCAAUCGCCCUUCAAAGACUGGAUUAAGCGCGAGGUCGCCCCUGGCCCGAAGGUGCAGUCCGACGAGGAACUCUCUGAGUACGGCCGUCGCGUCGCGCACACCGUCUACCACCCCGCUGGAACGACCAAGAUGGGCGAUGUGACUCGCGACCCGAUGGCUGUUGUCGACCCCAAGCUGAGAAUCCGUGGUUUGAAGAACGUCCGCAUCGCUGAUGCUGGUGUCUUCCCCGAGAUGCCCACCGUCAACCCUAUGUUGACGGUGCUGGCUAUCGGCGAGCGCGCUGCCGAGUUGAUUGCUGAGGAUGCAGGCUGGAAGCUUGAGCAGCCCAGGCUGUAA
Aspergillus puulaauensis is the source of this 1629-nucleotide messenger RNA. Its product is annotated as GMC family oxidoreductase. The transcript is spliced from 2 exons. The record is from RefSeq and is a predicted model, not a curated record. Gene Ontology annotation, molecular function: flavin adenine dinucleotide binding; oxidoreductase activity, acting on CH-OH group of donors. Lineage: Eukaryota; Fungi; Ascomycota; Eurotiomycetes; Eurotiales; Aspergillaceae. The coding region runs from base 1 to 1629 and encodes 542 amino acids.